AAGGGGGCAGAAGAAUAGACCCGAUUGCAAGAAAUAAAGCCCUAACCAUCUCCGAUUGGUACUCCGAGCAAUUGCAGCCAUGGCCGGAAGAGAAGUUCGAGAAUAUACAAAUCUCACCGAUCCUAAAGAUAAGAAAUGGGGUAAAGGUAAGGAUAAAAUUGAUGACGAAGAAAUCGCUUUCCACCGCAUGGUUUCCAAGGGAUCUUGGCAUUUCCUACUGGGUGAUUAAUAUGUUCAGAUGCAAGAUGUUACUGGGGAACGUGGAGGUUACCUUCAUGGAAGAGGCGCCCUGGACAGUGAUGACUUGCUCUAUCUUAAGGAACAGAUGGAAGCUGAGGAGGAUGCAGAACGUCUUCUGCGUCGUACUGAAAAACGUGCAUUCCAAGCAUUUAAGAAAGCUGUUGCUAACUCGUCACCUGCAUUACUUCCUCUGCCACUUCGUGUUGAGCCCAAACCCAAGAGUGGGAUCAGGCAACAAGAUUUACUAAAAAGAGUUGUAGAAGUCAAAUCCAAGAAGCCAAAAGUUUCUAACUCAUCCAAUGGGAACAAUUCCCCUGUACUUCCAAGUACACGGGCUAUGCCAAGUGGCAAGUCUGGUGCUGAUAAUGAGGAGAUAGAAACUUUGCCGGUCAGGUCAAAUGAAGCUGGUGAUAGAAAGAUAGAUAAUCCAGUAAAAAGCUUGCUUUCAGUAUAUGACAGUUCUGAUGAUGAUGAUGACUGAUUUUACAAGGAUUUAUCAUGUUUAUGAUGUUUAGUUUAGUGUUAGAAUUAAGAAUCAUCAGUUGCGGGUACAGUGUGCCCAAAAUGCAGUGUUUGAAUCACAAACAUCAUUAGUUGUUUUACUAUGCACAUUCUGAUCAAUGCGUCUGACUUGUUUGCUUUAA
Solanum stenotomum is the source of this 884-nucleotide messenger RNA. RefSeq lists its product as uncharacterized. NCBI's taxonomy places the organism in Eukaryota, Viridiplantae, Streptophyta, Magnoliopsida, Solanales, Solanaceae. The record is from RefSeq and is a predicted model, not a curated record. The transcript has 6 exons. The coding region runs from base 239 to 721 and encodes 160 amino acids.